AUGGCGAACGAUACCCUAGAAGGCUCGACGGAUGUCUCUCGCGCCGACUCGGCCAGCGUGAGAAAGGCCGAUCUGGGCCCCGAGGGAACGAGGCUCUCUACACCCAGCAACAACAACAACAACAACAACGAGGUGCCCAUCGAGUCCACUGCAGAGAAACAACAUGCCGUGGAGGACGCAGGAGAGGUGGCAGCAGAGGAUGAUGAAGAAGCAUACCCCGCAAAAUGGCGACUUGCAUUAAUUACCAUUGCGCUGUGCCUGUCUGUGUUUUGCAUGGCUCUGGAUAACACGAUCAUUGCAACGGCCAUUCCACGAAUCACCGAUCAGUUCCAUGCUGUUGACGAUGUCGGUUGGUACGGUGCCGCUUAUCUGCUAACCACCUGUUCUCUGCAACUCGUCUUCGGAAAGCUGUACACAUUUUACUCGAUCAAGUGGACCUAUUUGGCUGCCCUCUUCGUGUUCGAAGUCGGCUCCUUCGUCUGCGGCAUUACCCCCAACUCAACUGGUUUGAUCUUGGGCAGAGCCGUCGCUGGCAUGGGUGCCGCGGGUGUCUUCUCUGGCGCCCUUUUGAUUAUCUCACGAACCGUUCCUUUGCACCAGCGCCCAGCGUACAUGGGCCUAAUUGGUGGCAUGUACGGUAUUGCCUCCGUUGCUGGACCUCUCAUGGGUGGCGCCUUUACCGACCACGUCAGCUGGCGCUGGUGCUUUUAUAUCAAUUUGCCCUUUGGCGCUGUCACCGCAAUCUUCAUCAUCAUCUUCUUCCAGCUUCCUAACAAGAAAAACCUAAGCUCGUCUUUGACAUUUUGGGAGCAGCUAAAAAUGAUGGAUCUCGAAGGAACCGGCUUGUUCAUCCCAGGAGUUAUUUGCCUCUUGCUUGCACUUCAGUGGGGUGGUACUACCUACGCCUGGAGCAAUGGCCGUAUCAUUGCCUUGUUUGUCCUCUUCGCUGUUUUGAUCAUUGGCUUUAUCGCCGUUCAAAUUUGGAAGCAAGAGCGUGCUACCGUCCCCCCGCGAAUUUUCAAGAAUCGAAAUGUCUGGGGCUCUGCCCUUUUUGCUGCAGCUCUGGGAGCUGCCUUCUUUGUGAUGGUUUAUUACAUCCCCAUUUGGUUCCAGGCGAUCAAAGGUGUCUCGGCUGUCAAGUCGGGUAUUAUGAAUCUGCCAAUGAUUCUCGGUCUCGUCAUCAUCUCCAUGUCGGCUGGUGGUCUCGUCACCGUAAUCGGCUACUACACCCCCUUCAUGAUUGCGUCGUCUGUGUUGGCUAGUAUUGGUGCCGGUCUUUUGACCACUUUCGAGGUGGACACUGGCCACGCAAAGUGGAUCGGAUAUCAAUUCAUGUUCGGCGCCGGAAUUGGGUUCGGUAUGCAACAGACCAUGGUCGCUGUUCAGGCCUGUCUGGAAGGCCCCGACGUUGCCAUUGGCACGGCCAUCAUCGUGUUUUCACAGACCCUUGGUGGCGCGCUUUUCAUUGCCGUAGCACAGAACAUAUUCACAAACCAGUUGGUCUCCAACGUCGCGGCAGCCAAUAUUGAAGGCUUGAACCCAGCCGCGGUCUUGGCUACAGGUGCCACGGAAUUGAAAAACGUUUUCCCCGAAAAGUUUUUGCCCGCUGUUCUGUCUGCAUACAACGGCGCACUCACGCAAGCAUUCUACGUUUCUGCUGGAACGGCUUGUAUCACCAUUAUUGGUGCCUUGUGCAUCGAGUGGAAGUCAGUCAAAGGCAAAAAGAUCGAGAUGGCGCCUGCGUGA
Talaromyces rugulosus is the source of this 1746-nucleotide messenger RNA. RefSeq lists its product as uncharacterized. Gene Ontology annotation, biological process: transmembrane transport. The transcript is spliced from 4 exons. The record is from RefSeq and is a predicted model, not a curated record. The coding region runs from base 1 to 1746 and encodes 581 amino acids. Gene Ontology annotation, molecular function: transmembrane transporter activity. Lineage: Eukaryota; Fungi; Ascomycota; Eurotiomycetes; Eurotiales; Trichocomaceae.